UUGAGUUCACUUGUAUGCAAUGUGAGGACGGAAGAACAGGGCCGUGUAUAUGUAUGGAAUAAAUAACUAUAUAGAAAAGACUCUUCGCUUAUACUUUCACGUCAAAUUAAGCCUGCGUAAGUCAGCUAACUUAACAAAAACCUACAGGAAACCUAGGUAUGUCAGUAGAUUCAUUGGCGUGCUAGACGGCACAAACCCCCCAUGGCUCCUGUUCGGUUGUCAGAAUAUCGUGUAGGAGAGGCUGUACUGAAUAGAGUGAUGAAGGACCAGCUAGCGGACGUGUCCUCACCAGAAGAUUUGGUAACCUACUUAGAGAAGGUGAAGAAUGAGGACGAGGACGAGGACGAGGAGAAGUUGAUUUUACAGCUGGCUUUGAUUGUACGAAGAAUUGGAGAAGCACUCAAGAAUGACAAGGAGAUGAAGACUAUGAUGGGGAAGAUGUCCAACAAGUCCAACUACUGGAAGGUGGUAGAAAAAGUUUUCGAGGAUGGUCUCAUCACCUGGGAGAGAAUAGCUGUGCUGUUCUAUGUGGCAGGGAGAAUGGCUGUCAAAGUGGUGAUUGCACAUUUGCCCCAGUAUGUGAAAGACAUUCUGACGUGGACUUUGGAGUACUUCAAAAGAAAUUUACUGAGCUGGGUCAAAGAGAAUGGAGGAUGGAUGAACAGCUUCUCAGAGCUGGCGCGUGUUCAGGGGGAGAGGAUGAAUUCUAUGAGUGCCCGGUCUUCAGGAAUCCUAUUGGUCUUUAUCGGAGGCUUCCUAUUGGGUUGUGUUACUUUCUGGAAACUAUCCAAUAGGACCUGACACACACAUACACCACCUUGUAAGGAUGUCACGAGAAUACAUUUUUCAACCUAACCAAAUCAUUAUGAAAUAAAUAAACCAAAUUGUUCCGAAUAUUUUUCACACUUAUGAUAGUAUCAAUUGUACUGGAACAAAAUUGCUUUUGUGAAAAGGACAGAAAAUGUCAUCAUCUUAGGACCUCCUUAACAAGACAAGAAAGAGCGUGUUGCUUGUGAGGUAAAUUCCUAGGGAAAACCAAUAGACACCCAAAAGUUAACAUUAGCCAGUGGCCCUUUAAAAAAUGUUAGUUAACAUUUCUCCCCCUAUACAGUUGUCUCCCACAAAUUGCAUAUAGAUGUGUGCGUAUGCUUUGAUGCAGCUUGUCUAUUUUAUAAAUAAGCAGGCAGAAAAAUAUUAUAUUUAACCAACCACAAUGAAAGUGUUUUUUCUUGUUCCCUUUCAAUCCUGCUUUGUCAUCGUUAUCAGCGCAUUCAUGUUAUGUAAUUGUGUACAGCCCAGGCUGCACGUUUGAGUUCAUUCUUUAUUUUGCCACUGAUUGACACAAUUGGUUGAGUUGACAUUAAUGCAACAAAUCAUAGGGUCAUGUUCUGUUGAUGUGAAAAUUAACAAACAGUGGCAUAUUUCUUAAACGCUUGGUUGUUAGGAUCCAUGUUGGUGGACAUUAGUCUCUUGUCCGAAAGUUCAGUUUUAAGCAGUUGCGGUUUACAGAGUGCUUUCCAUUUCACUCCUGGGUGGUGUUGGGCAAUGUUAUGUGCAAUUGCAAUAUGAUGUCAUAGCUGUCUUGCGUAAUCAUUUCCAUAGUGUUUCAGUUUACACCGCCAAUGGCACCUGCGCUGCUUUAAAGUGUAACCAAACAGACAGUUAUUCAUUUGGCAGUUUAACUUUUAUGACAGUGUUGAAAUUCAUGACGUCCUCAUUUUUAAAUAUCACAGUUUACUGUAUUACCAUCAUACUGCCAACCCUACCCCUAGGAUUGGUUUGUGUUAUGGGCUAUUAUGACCCCUUAAAUGGUCGACGUUCAGGUAAACUGUUCUAUUUAACUGGCAAGGCAAUGGCGCUUACUUCAGAAUACUGGCACAGAACAGUGGCACUGACCGAAACCCCAUCCCUAAGCCAAAAAUAGUUUUUCUGGUUUAUUACACUUAUUAAGACUUUGGAGGAAUUCUGGUUCUCACAACGAGAACAUGCACAUACUUGCAAUAAUAUACUUGUGAGGACUUUUGGGGAACUAAAUCCUUCAUGUAAAAAUCACAUUUUUUCCAACCUCUAACCCUAAAAUGAACCCUAACCCCAAAUAGCCUCUCUUACAGUUGAGGACCAACACAAUGUCUUUACUAUGUAAGUAAUUCACAUACACCCUUUACCUAGUCAAUACAUUACCUUCUGACUUGAAACUUGUACUGGAUACAUAAGAUAUGGGAUGCUUUCCUGCUAAGCCCUGUCACACAGUACCGAACUACUAAAGUAAGUCACUCCACUGCCUAUUAAAUCAGGUGUAGAGCAGAGAACAGUACAUUCUCACAGUGUUUGAUAAUAUCCUGUGAAUACCUGUGCCUGAAACCGAUACCAGUGAAAGCCUAGACAGCCAGACAGAUGCAAUGGGAUAUGUUUUACAAAGAAACUUAUAUACACACACACACACACACACACACACAUACACAGCUCCA
This is a messenger RNA of Esox lucius (northern pike), 2468 nucleotides long. RefSeq names its product apoptosis regulator BAX-like. Gene Ontology annotation, biological process: mitochondrial fusion; intrinsic apoptotic signaling pathway in response to DNA damage; extrinsic apoptotic signaling pathway in absence of ligand. The record is from RefSeq and is a predicted model, not a curated record. Gene Ontology annotation, cellular component: mitochondrial outer membrane. Gene Ontology annotation, molecular function: channel activity; protein heterodimerization activity; protein homodimerization activity. The coding region runs from base 202 to 801 and encodes 199 amino acids. NCBI's taxonomy places the organism in Eukaryota, Metazoa, Chordata, Actinopteri, Esociformes, Esocidae. The transcript has 6 exons.